Messenger RNA from Fusarium fujikuroi IMI 58289, 2622 nucleotides. RefSeq lists its product as uncharacterized. Lineage: Eukaryota; Fungi; Ascomycota; Sordariomycetes; Hypocreales; Nectriaceae. The record is from RefSeq and is a predicted model, not a curated record. Bases 1 to 2622 code for a protein of 873 amino acids. The transcript is spliced from 2 exons.
AUGAAUCAAUCAUGGAGCAGAUUGCUGCCCGUCGUUUUUGCAACCUUUUUCUUAGCCUUGGUGGCGUUCAAAUCUCUUUUCCCUAGAGAUGAUCCUUACCGCUGUCGCGCUGUGCAGAAAACAGGCCGAUGGAUUGACCCGAUUCGUGAUGAGCAUGGAAAUCGGGAUCCAUUCAAGCAAUGGCAGCCUGAUGGCUGUAUCCUCAAUCACUACGACUCACAAGAUAUCCGCAGAUGUACAGAGGGUCGUCCAAUUGUGAUCGUUGGCGACUCCACCUCCAAGAAUCUUGGUCUUGCCAUGGCUAGCCUGCUCGAUAACAAGCAGUACAAAAAGGACGAGGCAGCCAAGUUGUUCAGCAAAACAACAUCCUUCAACAUGACAUAUCAUGGCCAAAGGAUAGAACGAGUUGCAAACGUGUAUCUCUCAUCGCAUGGUGUCCCAGGAAGAGAACAGUUCGUUAGCCACCUCGAAACUUACGUAGAUGAGAAGACCAGCCCUCCAUCAGUUGAACGCCAAAAAGGCCCGGCCAUGAUCUACAUAGCUGCAGGCGCAUGGUAUACCCAUCCUCACUACGGAGGUAUCAACUCUACCGCCCUUGAUCCCUGGGAUGAUCGUUUCUCGGCAUUUCAGGAUCAUAUGUCAAAAGUUGACAAAUUCAUCGGCGAUAAUACGCCACACGAAGAUUGGUUCAGCGCGCCGAUGGAUCCACGAGAUGGUAUUGGAAAUCAGAUCUUCUACGCACCGCCCGCUGGGCCGCGAUACCUCGGUAAUGAUACCAAGAUGGUUAUCGACAGAGGUCGACGAGCAGAAGAAGUCGUUGAGAUGCAGGACUGGCUACUGGACAAGGAGGAUGAGUUCAACAUUCCAUUCGUUUGGUCCAUUGCCAACCUUGUCGAGGGCCAAGAUAAGGUCUGGCGCGAUCCCCUCCGCACUGGCUUUCACGUCAAGUUUCACGUCGCAGAGCUUCGAGCCAACAUUCUUCUCAACAUGCGAUGCAAUGCGAAGCUGGACCGCAUGAAGCCGUAUCCUUAUUCACGGACGUGCUGCACUGACUAUGGAGUCAAGCCACUUGUGCAACUUUCCGUCGUGGCAUUUGGUAUUGUGUACCUGGCUGCUUGCAUCAUGUGCGAGGUCCUGGAUAUGUUCGCCGACCGGAGUGCCGAUCAGUCUCGCUUCAAGCUCCUCAACAUGCAAGCAGGAUGUCUCGUGUUGGCGCUUCUGAUGUGCUACUACGCUGACCGCACGCAGAUGAUGGCAAAGGGGAGUAAGCUUUGGCAAAUAAAAGACUUUGUCGCGCUUUGCAUUCCUUGUAUCGCAAUCAUGUUGGCUACGAUUCGUCGCAUCAAGUCAGCUGUUCCAGAGGACCUCUCAGUAGACAUGCAAGAGCCAGACCAGCCAUUCCUCUCACGUGGUCAAACUGAUGAGUGGAAAGGAUGGAUGCAGUUCUUCAUUCUUAUCUAUCACUGGACCGGUGCUCAUGGCGGCUCUAUUCACGUCCUCAUGCGUGUCUGCGUUGCGGCAUAUCUAUUCCAGACCGGCUACGGGCAUACGCUUUACUUCCUGAACAAGAACGACUUCUCAUUCAACCGCGUCGCAGCUACAUUAUUGCGCCUUAACAUACUCAGCUGCUGUCUGGCGUACUUUAUGGAUACCGACUAUAUGUUCUACCAUUUCCCGCCUCUGAUGUCGUUCUGGUUCCUUGUCGUCUACGCGACAAUGGCGAUUAGAUCAAGGUACAACAGCGAUUUGCAGGUUAUGCUGGCCAAGAUCUGCAUGUCCAGUCUCAUUGCAUCCAUGUUAUUCAUGGGGACGUCUCCGACGCGUUGGGUCUUUGAGAUUCUCAACACUGUCUUCAAGACCCAGUGGAGUUACAAGCAAUGGUAUCGCCGCGUUACACUCGAUAUGCUCGUCGUCUACCUUGGUAUGCUGACAGCCGUUGCUAACCGCCACUUGAAGAUACCUAUUCAUCUAGGGCUUCGUGUAACGCUUGCUCUGGUAGGCUUCUUCGCCACCAUACAUUACUUCUAUGCGACUCCAGAUCUCCGCGUGGCAGCAUACACGAAAUGGCAUCCGUAUGUGUCUCUUGUACCGAUACUGGGUUUUAUCGCCAUGCGGAAUGUCUCGGGACCUAUUCGCAAUUACCACUCCAGAGCCAUGGCUUGGCUCGGUCGUUGUUCUUUAGAGACCUACAUUCUCCAGUUCCAUAUCCUCCUUGCGGCCGAUACCGAUGGUGUUCUCAUUGUCGAUGGCUUGUUUGGCGAUGGAUCGCUCAUGGGAGACCGAUGGAGGACUUUGAUAAUCAUCCUGCCAAUAUUCCUAUGGAUCAGUCACGCGGUCGCUGGUUCAACAGGAUACAUCGUCAAGAUGAUUAUGCAUCAAGGCGCCGAAGAUGAGAAACUCGGCAGACUUUCUUUCUGGGCUUGGCUACAGAAGAUGCCAGGCUUCUCUGGUCUCCCAAUACCUAAAAUCAGGGUUCUUUGCAUUUUAUUAGUCAUUUGGUUGCUCAAUGUGAUGAGCCCAGGACAUGAGAUCCCCGCCGUGUUUGAUGGUGGACAUUCAGUGGUUGAGGCACCCAAGUUCCCACUGGAAUUUCCUUACCCAGUAGCAAACAGGACUAUGUGA